UUACCCAGUGUCACGAAACCCAUCGGGUAUUCGCCACGGGAAAUUAGAUACUCGCAAUAAAACAUAUAACACAUUUUAUAAUAGCUUCAAACUGAAAUGAGGAAUAUUAUAUAAAUUAUAGAAAUUAUUCAGCGAACUGGUAAAUUGCAUUAGGUUUCUAGAACCAUCAAAUAGAAUGAUACCUUAAUUCAAUUAAAACUAUAUGAGGAAUUUCAAGUGCUGAAUAACGGAUGGAAUAUUUUUUGAAAUUGUUUUAAUAUUAUAUAUAUAUUAUUUUCAGUAAAAAAUAUUUAAUUCAAAAAAGGAAGUUUUAUUCAGAAUCACCAAAUGGCUAUUCAAUACUCAGAAAAACACACUGAUAUCGUUAACAUCAAUGUUGGAGGAACAAUUUUCGUCACUACCAUGAAAACUCUAAAAUCAGUCCAAGACACUCGUCUUUCCGGAAUUUCAACAAAUUCAGCGGAAUUCAUUGCCGGUCAGAAUAUGUAUUUCUUUGACCGAAACCCGGAAUUAUUCAGUUCUGUGUUAGAUUUUUACCGCACGGGUGAAUUGCACUUACCAAAGCAUGUUUGCGGGGCGGCAAUAAGGAACGAACUUGAGUUUUGGCAAAUAUCGUCCAGCAGCAUUUCAGACUGUUGUGUUCCUAGUUUAUUUAAAUUUGAAGACGAACUUGAAGUUACCAACAAUCUUCGACGCCAGUUUGAGACAAAAAGUGUAGAUUAUACCAGAGAACAACUGCAGAGCAGCAAGUGGAACAGAAUUAAAAGCGUAUUCUGGAAUGUUAUGGACAAACCCAGUUCAUCAAAACUAGCAAGAUCCUACAGUAUUCUAUACAUGUUGUUUGUGAUGGUGACGUGUGUGAUUUUCAUCCUAAGCACCCACGAAUAUUUUCGGGUUCCCAUCAAAGACCAUGUGAAGAUCAAUGAGACACAUUCCGUUUCAGCGUAUACAUAUCUAUUGAUGCAACACAACAAUAACCCUAAGGUGGCGCUUCUUGGAUCAUCAGAUUUAAGGCCGAGUUUGUACUUUCUAGACAAAGUAUGCGCAGUAUUUUUCAUUUUGGAAUUUUUCAUAAGGUUUGUGGUAUGUCCAAUCCGGUCGGAUUUUUUGAAAAGCUGGCUCAAUAUUGUUGAUCUUAUUAUAGUUUUUGCGUUGUUGUUAACAAGCAUUAUGGAGUUCUUUCAUGACUUUUACACAAGCAAGGCGUUGCUAUGGUUAUUUCUAAUAGGGAGAGGGGUCAUAAUCUUAAGACUUUUACGACUAUUUCGUUUUGCCAAACACUUCAGUGGGCUAAAAAUUCUGUACUUAGCUUUAAGGGCAAGCUUCCAGGAGCUUGGACUACUUUGUCUCACCUUUAUUAUAACAACUUCACUUUUUGGAGCACUUGUCUUCUAUGCGGAAUUCUACGAGCCUACAAACUUUGAAAACGUUCCUAUUGGAAUAUGGUGGGCGAUUGUAACGUUGACAACUGUAGGAUACGGUGAUUAUUACCCAAUUACCGUUCCUGGAUAUUUCGUAGGGGCGCUUUGCGGUAUGUGCGGAUUACUUCUGCUUUCUAUGCCUAUUGCAAUCAUUGCCACAAAUUUUAAUGACUAUUAUAAUCAGAAUAAAAUCAGGGAAAAGCAGAUUAAUCGGAAAAAAGAUAUCUUUAAUAAAAUCAAAAAGUUAUUCAGCAAUAAAAAUAUUGUAAAUGUGAUUCACAUGGAUGGAAUACAGGCAGGUAGUCCAAAAUGCAACGGGCGAGCAAGAACGCCACGUGUACAUGAGUUGGACCCUGCAUCAGAAACCGAGCCCACAACGACGACACCGAGAGAGAUUAAUGUCGCUUUUAGAAAGGCCGGUGCAAAAGUGCUUGCAUCAAACAGACAAUGAAGUAAAGAAGAGAAAACAUUUUUAUAAUAAUUGCUCUUUUUCUUAAUCAUCCUUUUUAUCAUUUCAAUUCUUAUUGUUAGUCAGUUAAAAUUAUUAUUACUACGAGGGUUGUUCAAAAAUACCUGAGAAAAUUAUCUAAUAUCUAUUCCUUGUCCUUCUGCUGAAUUUUGAAAAUAUGACAACUCAGAACAUUUUAUGUGAAUACUUUAAUUAAAGCUUUCAGAAACUGAACAUAUCUGAGGCAACGUCAAUACCACCACAAAGGCGGCAAAAUGUCAUUAUAACGGUGUCAUCGGUAUAACACCUGGUUACCAAUGGUUAAUUGUUUCUCGCGACUGAAUAAAUUUUCUAUACCUUCCUACAAAUAAACCAAAACUGUUCAUAUAAUAUUCCUAUGGUAUUUAUGAAAUCGGACACUGAAUAUUUUAGAUUGCCAAAACAUGACUGAACGUUAUUAUUUCUGACGCCUGAGUCAAUUUUGAACUUCCAAUACCACUUAUAAAAUGUUGUUUCCUUCAAGGUGUUGUAAUUUAUGCAGCAUGAUAUUUGUCUUUUUCUUUGAUUUGUUUAUUCAAAUCCAGAAUGUUAUCGGAUAUACAAACAAAUCAGCUUUACAUGGAUAGAAGCCUUAGAUUUGUAAAAAAUGCAUCUUAGCUCCAUUUUUACCGUUUUUCUAAACAAUAGAUUUAGUAAUAUGCCGUUUAAAUUUAAAGGAGUUUGAAUAAAGGUUUCUUGUUUUAAUGUGAUAUUUAAAUCUUUAUGACAGAGAUUAAUGCGUUUUAAUAUUAUAAUGUAAAUGUUUAUUAACCAAACUAUAGAAAUGGCAAUGUUGAUUAAAGUUUUC
Mercenaria mercenaria is the source of this 2716-nucleotide messenger RNA. Its product is annotated as potassium voltage-gated channel subfamily C member 3-like. Lineage: Eukaryota; Metazoa; Mollusca; Bivalvia; Venerida; Veneridae. Gene Ontology annotation, molecular function: protein binding; voltage-gated potassium channel activity. Gene Ontology annotation, biological process: potassium ion transmembrane transport; protein homooligomerization. Gene Ontology annotation, cellular component: membrane; voltage-gated potassium channel complex. Bases 328 to 1872 code for a protein of 514 amino acids. The record is from RefSeq and is a predicted model, not a curated record. The transcript has 3 exons.